GCGGCUGGUCAGAAGACGGCUUUACCUUGGCAACGACUUGUUGUUAGCAACCGGCAGCGGUCCAGCGUUGGUCCCCGCCGAGCUGCCUGGGGGAGGCACCCGCCAUGAAUCCGCCGGUCCCCCUGGGGAUCCUGGAGGAUAAGGAGGAGGAACACUUAGCCACUCAGGUUCUCGGACCCUCGAUCAAUUCCGAUAACCCGCAGGAGCGGAUCCAGGCCCGGCGCCUCCGCAUCGCGGCGCGCCUGGAAGCCCGGAGACGGGAAGCGCUUGGAGAAUAUUUAGAUGGGAAGAAGGAGAGUGAGGAAGAUCAAAGCAAGAGCUAUAAACAGAAAGAAGAAAGCAGACUGAAAUUGGCUAAACUGCUGCUCUAUGGCACCGAGUUGGUGACAAACAUCCAGGUGGCUACGGACAUCAGAGAGAUCCACCGGCGGGUGGAGGAAGAGGAGCUGAAGCGUCAGAGGCUUGAAAAACUGGAGAACGAAGUCAAGACCAGCCAGGACAAAUUUGAUGACAUCACCGCCAAGUGGGAGGAGGGCAUACACAAGAAAAUUCCCCAGGAACUGUGGGAAAUGCUCAACUCCCAGCAGGUGCACUGUGCGGGGCUGAUCGAAGAUAAGAACAAGCUCAUCAGCGAGUUACAGCAGGAGUUAAAAAUAAAGGAUGACCAGUACGUGAAGGACUUGAAGAAGCAGUCGGAAGACAUCUGCGUGCUCCUGGAGCGGAUGGAGGAGCAAGUGAAGACUGUGAUGAAGACCUUCCGCCAGGAGCUCAACCACAUCGAGAAAGCAUUUGAGGUGGAGCGGCAGGAGCUCCUGUCCAGUAACAAGAAGAAAUGGGAGCGGGCGCUGCAGGCUCACAACGCCAAAGAGCUGGAGUAUCUCAUGAACCGCCUCAAGAAGGUCGAGGACUAUGAGAAGCAGCUGAGCAAGCAGAGGAUCUGGGACUUCGAGGAGUACAACAUGAUUAAGAUCAAGCUGGAGCAGGACGUGCAGAUUCUCGAGCAACAGCUUCAGCAAAUGAAAGCAACUUACCAGCUAAACCAAGAGAAGCUAGAGUACAACUUCCAGGUCCUGAAGAAGAGAGACGAGGAGAGCACGAUGAUUAAGUCCCAGCAGAAGAGGAAGAUGAACCGCCUGCACGACGUCCUGAACAACCUGCGAUCCAAGUAUGCCAAGCAGAUAAAGCAGUUUCAGGAGGAGAACCAGUCACUAACCUCGGACUACAAACGCCUGGUGGUACAAUUCAAGGAGCUGCAGAAAGCCAUGAGGCAUUUUGUACUCAUCGACGAGGAGAAGUUUCGGGACUUUUGGGUGAUGAAUGAAGAGGAGGCGAAGGGUCUGAUAAGCAGAGCCUUGGAUGUAGACAAGAUCAUCCACACCCAGCACCUGGGCCUUCCCUGGACGGCACCUGAUUUCUGGUUCCUGAAGAACGUGGGGCCUCUAUUUCAGCAGCAGCAGAAGUCCGCCACGCAAAUACUAGAGGAAGUGCUGAUGCAAACAGAAGGGGAGGGGUCGGAGGAGGCUGACCAAGAGCUGGAGUCUUACCUGGACCUGCCCAAGCAGGUUUCAGCCAGCACGACCAGGAAGAUCCUGAUGCUCCUGUGUGACGAGUCGGGCUUCCUCAUCGAGAGCAAGCUGCUGAGCCUCCUCCAGCCCCUGGAGAAGAGCGAGUGCUACCUGCUGAGGCUGGAUGCCAUAUUCUCAGCCCUUGGAAUUGAGAGUGAGGACGACUUAUAUAAACUGGUGAAUUUCUUCCUCAAAUACCGAGCUCAGCAUCUGUCCAGCCAGGUGAGAGUAUUCUCUAAGAAGAGGGAGAAAGAGGAGGAGGAGGAGGAGGAGGAGAAGAAGGAGAAGGAGGAAGAAGAGGAGAAGGAGGAGGAAAGUCUUGAGGAAGAGCAGGCAGAAAGUCUUGAGGAAGAGGAGGAGGCCUCCACGUCUCCCAGGCUCAUCCACCCCAACGAUGUCCUUAAGAUUCUGGAGGCCUUUGUCAAGGGUCUGAAGAAGCCCAGGGACGCUCGGGCACCAGUGAAGUUGCAGAAGGCCACGCGCGAUAACUCCAAGGACUCUGACUACUGGAAGGCCCUGGCCACGGUGAUCCCUCGCUCCAGGCAGAACCUCUGGGAUGGUCUAUACGCAGCCCUGGAGAAAUACCACCUGGUCCUGAUGCGGAGGGCGGAGCUGCUGCAGGAGUGCCGCAUGCUGGAGCAGCAGAACACGGAGCUGCAGCAGCUGCUGCAGAAAUACCUGGGCUCCAAGAUAAACUCGGAACUGCAGGUUCCUCCGACGCAGGUGCUGCGGAUCUCCACAAAGUCCAACUAGGCCUGAAAGGGUGCUGUCCGCGGGGCACCAGUGCGGGCGCUGGUGCCGGAGCCGCACACGUGCCGGGCGCUGCGGGGCGCACUCUGCCUUCCCCAGAGCUGCCACUGCACGGUGACACGAGGAGUUGCCUGUAUCCCACAGUCAUGAUUAAAGUCUUUAGAACGUU
Molecule: messenger RNA, 2484 nt
Organism: Myotis davidii
Lineage: Eukaryota; Metazoa; Chordata; Mammalia; Chiroptera; Vespertilionidae
Gene: DRC1
Product: dynein regulatory complex subunit 1
Exons: 17
Coding region: 105-2318 (737 amino acids)
Biological process (GO): axonemal dynein complex assembly; cilium-dependent cell motility; regulation of cilium movement
Cellular component (GO): axoneme; axonemal dynein complex
Source: RefSeq, a predicted model, not a curated record